AUGACAAGGCUUCUUUUUUUACCCUCUCAGUGGUGGUUGUUAUUGUUCUUGCCAUUUCUGACUGUUCUCCUUUUAUGUACAACGAGGAGCGUUGUUGGGAAUGAACUAGUAAAGCUGGAUGAUAAUACUUUACUUGAGGUUUCGGAUUAUGGAGAAGGAAUUUUGCGUAUGCGAUUGAAACCACAGAAGCCAGAUUUUUAUGAGGUUAAAGAUGUAGUCAUUCGUGAACCGGUAAGUACCCCAUUAAACUAUACCUGUACAGGAACAAACUGCACCAUUCAUGGUGGUUCUUGUCUCUUGACAACAAGUAUAGUCGAAGACAAUUUCCAAGCGAAUUAUAAAUGUAAUGAUAUGGAUUUGUCAACACUAAAGGUUUCUCUAAAUAGUAUAGAAAAUCCUUCUGUAACACUUACAUUCCCUUCUGCUGAACGUUUAUAUGGUAUACCUGAACACGCAAUGGAUUUGGCAUUAAAAGAGAAUGUAACGUACGUUAUGUAUAAUACGGAUGCCUUUCAGUACAAAAUUAACGAUCCACAAGCCCUUUAUGGUACAAUUCCUUUUAUUUUAGCACACUCCGUAAAACGUUCAACUGGUGUACUUUUUCUUAAUAGUGCUGAGAUGAAGGUUGAAGUUCAAUUGGGUGAGAUUGUAGGGUGUAAAUGGGAUGUUGAAGUUGGUUUGGUGGAUUUCUUCUUUUUUCCAGGACAAACACCAUCAAAGGUACAGCAACAACAUGCCUCUAUUACGGGUUCUACACUCUUUCCACCAUACUUCUCUCUGGGUUAUCAUCAAUGUCGAUGGAAUUAUCGAAAUAGCAAUGACUGUUUAAGUGUUGAUCAAGGUUUUGACCGACAUAAUCUUCCUUACGAUGUACUUUGGCUUGAUAUUGAACAUACUGAUGGUAAAAAGUAUUUUACAUGGGAUAAACAUAAUUUUCCUGAACCCAAAGUUAUCGUUGAAGCAUUAGCAUCUAAAGGGCGAAAACUCGUAACUGUAAAAGAUCCACAUGUAAAAAUUGAAAAUGACUAUUAUGUUCAUGAAGAGGCGGUAAAGGGAGAUCAUUAUAUAAAGACUUCAGAUGGAAAAAGUAAUUAUGAAGGUAAAUGUUGGCCUGGAAAAAGUUCUUGGGUUGAUUUUUACAAUAAGAAAACAAGAGAUUGGUAUGCUUCCCUUUUUCACCAUGAUCGUUAUGAAGGUAGUAGUCAUAAUGUUUUUACAUGGGUAGAUAUGAAUGAACCAUCUGUUUUUGAUGGUCCUGACAAGACUAUUCAUCGUGAUGUUAAACAUACUAGCGAUAGUGGAAAACUUGUUGAAAAUAAAUAUUUACAUAAUAUGUAUUCCCUUUAUAGUGCAAUGACUGUAUAUCAGGGACAUAUAGAGACAAGUAAAGGACUUUCUCAUGUAAGACGACCUUUCGUUCUUACACGAAGUUUUUUCUCUGGUUCUCAACGUUAUGCUGCAAUGUGGACAGGAGAUAAUAUGGCACGAUGGGAUCAUCUUCAGAACUCAAUACCGGAACUUUUGUCUCUUUCAAUAUCAAAUUAUCCAUUUUGCGGUGCUGAUAUUGGAGGUUUUUUCUUUGAUCCAAGUGAAGAACUCUUCGUUCGAUGGAUGCAAGCUUCUAUAUUUUAUCCUUUUAUGCGGGGACAUUCACAUUUGGAAACAAGGCGUCGUGAACCAUGGACUUUCAGUGAUAACGCAACCGAUCGUGUUCGUAUCGCCUUGGCACUUCGAUACUCUCUUUUACCUUAUCUCUAUACUCAAUUUUAUCAAAGUCAUAAAAUUGGUUCUACUAUUAUUCGACCACUAUUUUAUGAAUUCCCACGUGAUAAGAAAUUGUAUGAUGAACAGUAUUCAUUUAUGUUUGGUCCUGCACUUCUUGCAUCUCCUGUUCUUGAAGAGGGGGCAACCGAAAAGGUUGUAACAUUACCUGAAGGAAGUGUAUGGUAUUCAUACGCUACAGGAGAAAUAACAUCAUCUGGUGCUCAUAAUAUGACUGUUGAUAUGGAUACAAUACCACUUUUUCUUCGUGGAGGUUAUAUAAUACCUGUUAAACUUCGUUUGCGUCGCAAUACAUUUACCAGUAAAGAUGAUCCCUUUACUUUAUAUGUUGCAUUAAAUGAAAGAGGUAAUAGUGAGGGUGAACUUUUUAUGGAUGAUGGUGAAUCAUUUGAUUAUGAGUCUGGUGCAUACAUACACAGACGUUUUUCAUAUACAGAAAAUCAAUUAAAAUGUACCGCAUAUGAUAAUCAAAGAAAAACUACCUUCUCUGGUGUGCAUAAUGGACUUGAGCGUGUGAUUAUUUUUGGAUUUCAAGGACGUCCUAAACGUGUUAUUGUUCAAACAACAGAAGGAUCUAUUGAUGCAGGACAUGAGAUUGAUUAUGAGUUACAGGGUGGGGCUCUGGUGUUGCGUAAACCGGACGUGCCAAUAGGCAGUGACUGGACAAUUACACUAGAGCGAUAA
Molecule: messenger RNA, 2466 nt
Organism: Trypanosoma theileri
Lineage: Eukaryota; Euglenozoa; Kinetoplastea; Trypanosomatida; Trypanosomatidae
Product: glucosidase
Exons: 1
Coding region: 1-2466 (821 amino acids)
Biological process (GO): carbohydrate metabolic process; N-glycan processing
Molecular function (GO): carbohydrate binding; alpha-glucosidase activity
Source: RefSeq, a predicted model, not a curated record